Messenger RNA from Caenorhabditis angaria, 1467 nucleotides. The record is from the annotation of a GenBank genome assembly. NCBI's taxonomy places the organism in Eukaryota, Metazoa, Nematoda, Chromadorea, Rhabditida, Rhabditidae.
AUGAGAACAAUAUUGGGAUAUCAAAGUAUACGAUGGCUAUCGAAAGAGAUACUCACACCACCUGGAUAUAGUAAAAAAUCAGUGAAUCAUCUCAAAAGAUUUUUCAUCGACAAAAUUCGCGCGUCUGGUCCAAUCACAGUCGCCGAAUAUAUGAAAACCUCAAUUUCCGCACCACAAGUAGGUUAUUACGGACAGUUUUCUGAUAAACAGCGAGUUUUCGGUGAUUCUGGAGAUUUUAUAACAUCGCCAGAAUUAACUCAAUUAUUUGGAGAAAUGAUUGGUGUUUGGGUGUUUUAUGAAUUAGCAAAUACUGGAUAUCGUGGACCUUGGCAAUUAGUUGAAUUAGGACCAGGAAGAGCUCAAUUGAUGAAUGAUGUUUUGAGAUCUCUCGAAAAAUUUCAAGAUAAAGAUGUGAGUGUUCAUCUCGUUGAAACAUCCGAUGCUUUGAUUGAAGAACAAGAAAGAGUGCUUUGUGUUGAUAAUUCAACUCCACCAACUGGUAAUUUUCAAGAAUCUUGUGGAAAAUUCUUUACCCUAUCAUUAUUUCAGGCGAUGUUCCAUACGUGAAGAAAAACAAAUCCCGAACUGGAGUUGAUGUAUUUUGGUACAAAUCGAUUGAUGAUAUUCCAAAUGGUUUCACUGUUUUUAUAGCAAAUGAAUUUCUAGAUGCUUUACCAAUCCAUCAAUUUAGCAGAAGUUCGAAAAAUCCCGAAACUUGGCAUGAAACUUAUAUCAAUAUUGAUAAACAUGGGGACAAUUUAUGUUUUAUGCAUUCGAAAGCUGAAAAUAUUCAUACAAAGUAAGAAUUUCAUAAGAGGAAAACAUGGAAAUUACUUUUUGUAGAGGUUUGAUCCCUGAAUAUAUUCGAAAUGACAAACAUCGCAAAACAUGGGAAUGCUCACCGGAAUCUGGAACAGUUGUAAAUCAAGUCGCAGAUCGAAUAAAAACAUUCGGAGGUUUCGGUCUUUUUAUUGAUUAUGGACAUGAUGGUUCAAGAGAUACACAUUCUUUUCGAGCUUAUAAAAAUCAUAAACAAGUUGAUCCUUUGGAAUCACCUGGAACUAUUGAUUUGACUGCUGAUGUCGAUUUUGGAUAUCUUUCGAGUUUGUUAAAAGAAUCAAGUCUAGUUUAUGGACCGAAUAAUCAACGGUUUGUGUUUGGGAAUUUGAAUUUAGAUUUGAAUCAAAACCAGGUUCAAUUUUUGCAGCGAAUUCCUCGCUCAACUUGGAAUUGAAGCUCGACUUCGAAGACUUCUCAAACUUUGCAAAGAUAGAGAUACUCAAGAACAGCUUAUAAGUGAGCUCUCUUGAAUUUAAAGUAAAUCAAAAAAUAUUUCUAAUUUCAGAAGCCUAUAAUAUGUUGAUGGGUGAUAUGGGUGAAAAAUUCAAAGCCUGGUCGAUUUUCCCGAAAACUCUUGGAACAAUUCUAGAUGCGAGAAAGGGACCUGCAGGAUUUGCUCAAAAAUAA